Molecule: messenger RNA, 555 nt
Organism: Lodderomyces theae
Lineage: Eukaryota; Fungi; Ascomycota; Pichiomycetes; Serinales; Debaryomycetaceae
Gene: TIM22
Product: translocation channel protein
Exons: 1
Coding region: 1-555 (184 amino acids)
Biological process (GO): protein insertion into mitochondrial inner membrane
Cellular component (GO): TIM22 mitochondrial import inner membrane insertion complex
Molecular function (GO): transmembrane protein transporter activity
Source: RefSeq, a predicted model, not a curated record
AUGAGUAUGAUCGGUGUCUACCAAGGGCCCCAGCCGCCCAAAAAGAGUCUACAGGAAAUGACUCAACAAGAACAAGCAGAAGAAGGAGCAAGAUACUUUGUCGAUUUCAUGCAAUCAUGUCCUGGGAAAACCGCCAUGGCAGGAGCCAGUGGUUUCGCACUCGGUGGGUUCUUUGGAUUAUUUAUGGCCUCGAUGGCGUAUGACGUGCCAGUAGGAACUGACGCUGUCAAGCAUAUCAGCGACUUGCCAUUCAAACAACAAAUGAAGUUGCAAUUUGCCGAUAUGGCAAAGAGAUCAUACUCAUCAGCUAAAAACUUUGGUUAUAUUGGGUUGGUUUAUUCUGGAGUCGAGUGUACCAUUGAGAGUUUUAGAGCCAAGCAUGACAUAUACAAUGGUGUGACUGCGGGAUGUAUAACGGGCGCAGGAUUGGCCAUUAAGGGUGGUCCACAAGCUGCGGCUAUUGGGUGUGCUGGUUUUGCUGCAUUCAGUUUAGCAAUAGAUAUGUACUUGAGCAGUGAUGCCGCUGCGCCACCAAAGAAUGACUACGACCUAUGA